GCUGAUAAAAGCUUUGGUGUUUUUAUUUUUACAUCUUUAUUUAUAAUCUAAAUCAUAUAUGGACAGUAUAUGCUUCGUCUGGGUAAAUAAUGAGUUACUUUCAAUAAUAUCGCCACUGUCAACGUGUAGUUAAUAAAUACAAGAUUUCACCAUGGAAGAUGAGUAACUGAUGCCAAGGCUGCAUCUUGGUUCAUAAGGAGGAUGUCCUUCGAAAGCCAUCACAGUGGAUCAUCCAGUACAGGAGUUUUGGCCUCCAGUAACUCGUAUCUUGAUGGCGUGCCAUUCAAGAUUGGUCUCAAAUUCAGACCACCACCACGGUUACUGUGCUUGGAUGAAAUUAAGAACAGACCUAAAUGUCAGGCACUUAAUGAGGAGUACUUCUUUGAAACAGAAGAGGCAGUUCUGGCAUGGGCCCAGGCAAGAGCUAAAGCUAGAGAGGAGCAGAAGAAACAGGCUCAGUCGGAACCCGUCGACAGGAACGUCAACGGUGUGGAUUCCGACUCCGACGAUUCUUCCAGCACCGAGGAUGUCCUUGACUUCCAUGUUGUGAAUUCUGCCGCACUCGGUAAUAAUCAGUCAACGUGUUCCCCGGCGGUAGCUCCAAAAGAACCGAGCUCCCAGCCGCAGCCGGUGGCAGCGGCCAUGUCUGCCGAUAUCCUCACACCAGUGCCUAUCACGUCCGCCUCGGUCAAACCGCCAAGUUCGGACAGACAGGUUGUUGGCCUUGACCUUGCGUUGUUUGAAAAGGAGGAGGAUCUGUUUGACAACAUCGACCGGCAGAUGAUUAAUGAAAUGGAGGAGUUGAAGACGGUCCUGCAACCGCCCCCACCACCCCCUCCACCAUCAUCAUCGGGUGAUGUUAAUUUCUCUUGCAACAGCAACGUUGAUGACGGUGUGAACAAUGCUGUGGAGGCUGUGACAGGCAUUCCGUGUCCUAGCAAGAGAAGAGGUGACCAGUGCAAUGGAGUCACCGAUUCAGACUGUGAUAAAGACCCAUGUGCUGCUCUGCCCGUCACCACAAAACCCGUGCCGGCCGUCAGAAAGUCAAAAUUACCGCCAAACGUCUUCCCAGCUGAAGGGGAUUAUGUCGAACUGCGAAAGGAUUUCAGCAGCAGUUCUGUGUUCUUCAGUAAGUCAAAUAGUCAGGAUGGUGGUAGCGAUGUGGUUGAUAAUUCAGUUGUAGCGGAAAUUUUGUCGAAUAAACAACCCAAACCUUACAGCGAUGAUGCUGUGGAACACAGGCAAAACACUGGCGUUGCUACGGGUAACAUGAAAGAAGGAAAUCCCUCAGUUCAGCAGAACAGUUGUAGUUAUGAUGAUGUCGAUGGGGCUGGCGUUCUCGGUGGAAAACUGCCACUGCACAUGGCAAACAGUGGUGUGUUCAAGCCCGUACUACCCCCCAUACAACCGACACUCCCCCCUAUACAGCCGGCACCCCCACCCAAACCAGCAAGGCCUGCGCCCCCUCCCCCUGAACCCGUGAAUGUGAAGACUGCUAAGAGACACAGCCUGGUGGACUUCUUACCCCCCAAAAAACCUACACAACCAGUCAUAGCAUCGGAUGUCGCAAAACAUUCUGUGUCGCAGUCCGAUGGAAAUCCCGUGUUGCCAGCUCGUUUUAGCUAUGUAGGACCAUCUAGCCCAGCCAGUAAUAUCAUAGGAAACAAGUACAGUCGUUAUUCGGAGGGUUUUACUUCGUCGUCGAACAGUGACCGCGACAGUUCCAGUCCAGCGAGAAGUAAUUCGAGUAACUCGGACCACGUACAUUCCUCACCUAGUAAACAAGUCGGCUCCGGAUUAACCAUCUCUGUGACCCCGCCUCCCAGACCGUCUUCUCAACAGUCGUGGAAUCCGUACAAACCGUUACCGUCACCGGGCGUGGGAUCUCGCGAGUCGAGCAGCUCGGAUCUGUGCAACCCAACAGAGUUCGACCCGUACUCAGCACUGUCUGCCGACGAGCAGAAGUUUGUCGAUAACCUGACGGCCAUGGGAUUCUCCCGUCCACUGGUGGGAAGGGCAGUCGUCAAGCUGGGAACCAAUGAAAGAGAGGUUCUCGACUACUUGGACAAUGUGGACAAAAUGUCAGAGAAAGGCUUCAGUCCAGUUCUGUCUGAGUCAGCGUUACAACUGUUUGACAACAACUCUAAAAAGGCUGAGGAAUAUCUGACGCUGUAUACACAGUUCCAGGAACUUGGUUUUGGAGGUGAGAAGAUCAAAGAGGCUCUGGUGAAGGAAAACCUAGAUCGAGAUAAAGCUCUGGACAUCCUAACAAGCUAUUGAUUCCCACAGGAUAUUGAAUUUAUAUUUGUAAAUGUAACAAUCUGUUCAUUCAUGUGAAAAUUCAGCUUACAUCCUAACAAACUAUUGAUUCCCACAGAUUGUUGAAUUUAUAUUUAUAUAUGUUUAUUCGUGUGAAAAUUCAGCUCUAUUUCCUAACAAGAUGUUGGUUUGUAAAGAGAUUUAAAAGCAGGGUUGCACAGGAGUUGACAUACUACCUUUUGUAAAUGACCCAACAAAAUAUUGCCUGAAAAUAUAUCAGCUAGCAAUUCCUCAAAAUGACCGCAACAUUCCGCCAUUGUUGUCUAGCUAAAAUACUUGAUGAAAACCACUUUUUCAACUCAGAAUUCCCAGGCAUUUAAUUGAAAAAUGAAAAACUAAAGCUGCCAUACUCUCAAUUAAUCUAUUAUCUGAUGGUCUUUUAUUAUUCCGGUGAGUGCCAUGUACAAAAUGGCAGGAUUAUGAAUUGAAGGAUGCACUCUGUAUACAGUGUACAGUAUGUCAACUUGCAUGAUGUUGGGCGAGAUAUCUCGCCUGCUGUAUAUCAACAAAAUGCUGAUCCAGUUUCGACUAUAUUUGAAGGUAUUAUUAUUUUAUGUUUAUAUUAAAGGGACAUUCCUGUAAGAUGUUUCCGACUAAUAAAAUAUUUCUAUGAUUAAACUUACAUAUUAAAAAAAAAAUCUUGUAUACAAUAUCAGUGUC
This is a messenger RNA of Gigantopelta aegis, 2979 nucleotides long. RefSeq names its product ubiquitin-associated protein 1-like. NCBI's taxonomy places the organism in Eukaryota, Metazoa, Mollusca, Gastropoda, Neomphalida, Peltospiridae. The transcript has 9 exons. Bases 202 to 2280 code for a protein of 692 amino acids. Gene Ontology annotation, biological process: ubiquitin-dependent protein catabolic process via the multivesicular body sorting pathway. Gene Ontology annotation, molecular function: ubiquitin binding. The record is from RefSeq and is a predicted model, not a curated record. Gene Ontology annotation, cellular component: ESCRT I complex.